Messenger RNA from Drosophila nasuta, 1834 nucleotides. Its product is annotated as dihydropyrimidinase-like. Gene Ontology annotation, molecular function: dihydropyrimidinase activity. The record is from RefSeq and is a predicted model, not a curated record. Gene Ontology annotation, cellular component: cytosol; cytoplasm. NCBI's taxonomy places the organism in Eukaryota, Metazoa, Arthropoda, Insecta, Diptera, Drosophilidae. The transcript has 9 exons. The coding region runs from base 22 to 1797 and encodes 591 amino acids. Gene Ontology annotation, biological process: pyrimidine nucleobase catabolic process.
AUCUAACCGUCUAUUGAAAUCAUGUCGACCAGCCCAAAGCCUGUCAAGAAAGUGCCCAUUCACUUACAAAGUGCCCAGAAUCGAGUCUACAUCAAAAAUGGUGAAAUCGUCAAUCACGACAAGAGCUUCAAGGCGGAUGUUUACAUCGAAGAUGGCACCAUUAAAUUUGUUGGACCUGCCAGCGAGAUUACAGUUCCAGGCGGUGUGCGGAUCAUUGAUGCAGCAGGCAGAAUGAUUUUGCCGGGUGGCAUCGAUCCUCAUACGCGUCUUCAGUGUCCCUCAGGAGACGCUGUCUCCAUCGAUGAUUUCUAUGGUGGAACAAAAGCAGCAGUUGCCGGUGGCACAACCAUGAUAAUUGAUUGUGUUCUGCCAAGCAAACACGAGUCCUUGGUCGAGGCCUAUGAUAAGUGGCGCAGCUGGGCAGAUCCAAAGGUUUGUUGUGACUACGCUCUGCAUGUGGGUAUCACUUGGUGGUCCAAAUCGGUAUCCGAGGAGAUUGGCAUACUAAGCAAGGAACUGGGUGUCAAUUCACUCAAAAUGUACAUGGCCUACAAGGGGUUGUACAUGCUGAGCGACGCAGAGCUGCUGGAUGUGCUCGAAAGAAUCAGAAGUCUUAAUGGCGUGGCAAUGGUCCAUGCUGAGAAUGGUGACAUUAUAGCCAAGAACACAAAUCGUCUUUUAGCCGAAGGUGUCACUGGGCCCGAAGCACAUGAAUUGUCGCGUCAGGAGGAAGUUGAGGCUGAAGCUGUCCAUCGAGCUUGCGUCUUGGCCCAUCAGAUGAAGACUCCUUUGUAUGUCACUGGCGUCACCAGCAAAUCCUCCGCCGAACUUGUGGGUCGUGCACGUCGCAGCGGUUAUUGUGUGUUUGGUGAAACUCUGGCCAGCUCCAUUGGUCGUAGCAUGAGUAACGUGCCCAAAUCUGAACGAAUUUACUAUAUCACCAGUCCACCAAUUCGCAUGUCUGCAGAAACGCCAAGGCAAUUGAUGAAAUCAUUGGCAUAUGAUGACUUGCAGGUCACUGGCAGCGAUAAUUGUACCUUCAGCAAGAAGCAAAAGGAAGUUGGUGCACAUGAUUUUACAAAAAUUCCGAGUGGCGUCAAUGGUGUCGAGGAUCGCAUGUCAUUGGUGUGGGAGAAGGGCGUCCAUCAGGGGCUGCUCGAUCCUUGUCGUUUCGUGGCCGUAACUAGCACUAAUGCCGCCAAGAUUUUCAAUGUCUAUCCACAAAAGGGACGCAUUGCUGUUGGCUCCGAUGCUGAUCUGGUCAUUUGGAAUCCACAAGCCACGCGAACGAUCUCCAAGCAGACUCAUCAUCAUGCUUCCGAUUUCAAUAUAUUCGAGGGUAUGACAGUGCACGGUGUUCCAGAAUUUGUCCUCGUGCGUGGCCGCAUUUGUGUUGAGAACGAAACUGUGCGUGUGGCUGAAGGAUUUGGACGUUUCAUACCGAUGGCAGUGCGUCCGCCUUUUGUCUAUGACAUUAUUGAGGGCAAAGUGCAAACAACUGAACGAUCAUCUGAACACCACGAAGAACAUCAAAAUGGCAAUCUGGCCAAGAAGUAUGCUGAACUAGACAUAUUAAUACCGCCUCAAGAACCCAUUUCAGCAAUGCUUGCUGGUAACUUGCCCAUGCCAGCAGAAGGUUCUAUCUGCAGCACGCCCUCAGUGCGAGGUCGCGUCGAUGGCAAACGAGAUUUGCAGGAAUCUUCCUUCUCCAUAAGCGAGGAAUUGGAUAAAUCAGGUGUUCGCGCUUGCAUUAAGGUUAAGAAUCCACCUGGCGGAAAGUCCUCUGGCUUCUGGUAAUUGAUCUGCUCAUUUUGGAAGAUAUCGCACAAAGUGG